Molecule: messenger RNA, 999 nt
Organism: Sabethes cyaneus
Lineage: Eukaryota; Metazoa; Arthropoda; Insecta; Diptera; Culicidae
Product: exosome complex component RRP43-like
Exons: 3
Coding region: 93-917 (274 amino acids)
Biological process (GO): nuclear mRNA surveillance; U5 snRNA 3'-end processing; TRAMP-dependent tRNA surveillance pathway
Cellular component (GO): nuclear exosome (RNase complex); cytoplasmic exosome (RNase complex)
Source: RefSeq, a predicted model, not a curated record
ACAAAACUCUGUUCUCUUGCCAUUUCUAGCUAAGUUGUUAGAAAUAAUUCUUUUUCAAUAUACUUCAGGUUGUGUGUUAAAAAACUUGUUCGAUGGAUUUGAAGACAUACAAAAAAAUUCAUCCGGUGAAAUACUACAAAGAUCACAUCGAGAAUAACAUUCGACCUGACGGUCGAGAAAUAGGCGAUCUGCGCCCGCUUGCAAUAAAUUUCGAUUCAAUUAAGACAGCCGAUGGGUCUGCUAUAGUAAAAAUUGGAAACACUACUGUUGUGUGUGGUAUCAAAGCUGAAUUAGCGCCUCCUAAAGCGACAGAGCCGGAAUCCGGAUUCCUCAUACCAAACAUUGAGAUAUCACCUCUGUCAUCGCCAAAGUAUCGACCAGGACCACCGUGCGAAGAGGCACAAGUGUACACAUGUUCCCUGGCUGAUGCUAUUCUUAAUUCCGGUUGUGUCAAUCUUAAGGAUCUGUGCAUCACUAAAGAAAAGUUGGCUUGGGCCUUGUACUGCGAUUUGAUUUGCUUGGAUCAUGAUGGAUGCGUGUUCGAUGCAUCGGUUGUUGCAUUGGUUGCAGCUCUGCACACAGUAAAAUUGCCACAGUUGCAACAUAAUGCGGAUACAGACGAGCGCGAAGUGUUAGAGGGUGAGGACCGUGUGUCACUGCGUUUGAGCUCGAUUCCGGUAACGACAUCCUUCGCUGUAUUUUGCGGCACUAUCAUUGCGGAUCCUACGGCCGAAGAGGAAGCGCUGGCGACGUCGACAAUCACGAUUACUAUCUGUGAUUCCACGCUGAGCUACAUCAACAAAAGCGGUGGCGAUCCACUGGAACAGCAGCUACUUGAUCAGUGCAUUGAGAAUGCUAUGAAACGAGAAAAAUCGGUUCGGUCGCUUAUUCGAAAGAUGAUGAAAAGUAAAAAGUAGACGGUUGCAUCCGUUAUCUAGGUGGUUACGUUAGAAUGCUGUCUUAUAUUGAAUUCAACCUUGAGUCUUUGCAAACACGGUG